This is a messenger RNA of Patiria miniata (bat star), 967 nucleotides long. RefSeq lists its product as uncharacterized. The coding region runs from base 99 to 743 and encodes 214 amino acids. The record is from RefSeq and is a predicted model, not a curated record. The transcript has 2 exons. NCBI's taxonomy places the organism in Eukaryota, Metazoa, Echinodermata, Asteroidea, Valvatida, Asterinidae.
CACCGACAAAUCAGCCAUUCUUUCCCUGCGUUGGGUCUCAACAGUUACGUUUUUGAGGCGACGUACAUCUUUUGUAACAAUUCUACCGAAGUGGAAGCAUGUUGUUGUUUUUUGUGAUGAGUGCUGUUUUAUGCCAUCAUAUUUCUCAAGCAAAUCAUCAAUAUUUUGUUGGAAGUGAUUCCAAAGACGCCUACCCAGCAUGCAGCAUCUCCGACUGCUUAGCGUACAUCAACUUUCGAGAGACGUUACACUUGACGUAUUUUCAAAAGCAACAAGUCAACUACCGGCGUAACUAUCUCCGCAGCGUGCACAGCCGGCUGACGAGCGCCGGGGCAGGAGCGCGUAGGCACGGUCAAAGGGUCAUCGAAAUCACGCUAGAACAACAGGCGAAAAUCCUGGCGAUGUAUGGUAAUUAUUUCACGAAGAGGGGUGAUCUGCCUGUCCAGAACUCAGUUCAGAAGCGAGAUGUCGACAUCUGUCCCCGGGUACAAUCUUGGGAUGAUCUUAUACUGAGGCUAACAAACGACGAUGAGCUCAUACAAGUCGUACAAUUUGACAAUGAUGACAGGCAAUGGAUCCUGGAGGAGUCUUGCUCCCAGUCCACCUGUAGCUUCGUUCCGCAGUGCGCCUGCGGCACAUGGACCCGUCUGGUGAGGGCGCUCGUCGUCAACUUCGAUGAGACGAUCAUCGAAGAGAAAUACAUCAAGGUUUAUUGUUGCAUCGCAAAGAAAAUAUCAGUUUAGAAGUGAGAAAUAUUUUGGAAUGUGAAGCGUCUGCAGAGUAGAAUUCAUCAAUUAGGGAUGGCAAAUGCAUUUCUGUUGAUAAUUAAUAAGUACCAACUUCUAAUUUGAAAGAAAGCUCUUAGUACAUCCAUUACUAACAAUACUGAGACUUUAAAGGGGCAUUACGGCAAGAACUCACCGAAAUUAUCAUUUUUUGGAUUGUUUACUUAUCCUGUUUUAAAGGU